Puccinia graminis f. sp. tritici CRL 75-36-700-3 is the source of this 516-nucleotide messenger RNA. RefSeq lists its product as uncharacterized. Bases 1 to 516 code for a protein of 171 amino acids. The transcript is spliced from 2 exons. NCBI's taxonomy places the organism in Eukaryota, Fungi, Basidiomycota, Pucciniomycetes, Pucciniales, Pucciniaceae. The record is from RefSeq and is a predicted model, not a curated record.
AUGGCAGACAAAGAAAAACUCCAAAAUAGAUCAAUCUCUUGUCGCAGCACGUUUCGACCCUUAGAAGAAUCCAAUGCCAUAAUCAAGCCUGGACAAUUAUAUGGGACGAUAUCUACCCCAAGCUUCGUCACCUGCAACUCAGACGAACCAGUAGACUAUCAAGUACUCCUCAAUACUAAUGCCUCAGCAGAACAUAUUCUUUUGCCUGAUUUUAUUUAUGGCCUCAGCGGGAAAUUACUCCUACUUAACACUCCAGCUGCCCCAGUUUUGAAUUACUAUUUAGAAAUGGUUGCCAAAAUUUGCCCCGCGGCACAGCAACUUGAAGAUUCCACCAAUAAAACGUUUACUUUGGGACCUGGGGUUGUCAUUUUUGUCGCAAAACCCAAGUCCGAUUCCGACUUGGAUCCGAUUGAGAAUAAAAAAAUGGAUUUGAUCAUCCAUGUCAAUCAUAGUGAUUGGGACCCUGCGGUCAGACUCAUAUCAUUGCAUAAUUCAAUCGAUCGUCAUCUAUACUGA